Canariomyces notabilis is the source of this 4401-nucleotide messenger RNA. RefSeq lists its product as uncharacterized. The transcript has 2 exons. Gene Ontology annotation, biological process: regulation of ARF protein signal transduction. The record is from RefSeq and is a predicted model, not a curated record. Gene Ontology annotation, molecular function: guanyl-nucleotide exchange factor activity. The coding region runs from base 1 to 4401 and encodes 1466 amino acids. NCBI's taxonomy places the organism in Eukaryota, Fungi, Ascomycota, Sordariomycetes, Sordariales, Chaetomiaceae.
AUGGCCAGCGAGACCGACAUGCGGCGUCACUCGCUGCUUGAUGGUCUCGCUGUGCCCGUGCUAAAGCAGCCGCCCUUCCGCUCCGAGUCAUCAGCCGAUCUACCCGCCCUGGCAUCGGUAGCAGAAGAUGGCCCGUCCGUCAAUCCUCCCGCCUCUCCUGCCGAACUUCCCCGAGAUAGCAUUUCCGUCGCUUCCACUCGUGCCGCUCCGGUUGCAGCUGAUGGCGGCGAGGCACCCGGGCUCACUCCCCCGGAUGAGACACAGAGGCACCGCCGUUUUUCCAUGCUGAGGUUCCGUAAUGCGUCAGACUCUCAGCUGGCGACCAAGGCGAAACUCCAUGCGGCAGCAGAAAAACCACCCCCUGUACCGCGCCCGCCCGAAAUCAUAACGACCGCACCGACAUUCAAUUCCCUCGCACCUCGAAAGAAACCUUCCCGGAUCAACUUUGCAGCGCGCCUUCGCCGCUCAGGCGAGCUUACUAGGGCCGAGUCAACCGAUGGAGUGAACAGUCGAGUGACAGGGAAGGCAGGCGACCGUGUUUCUCGCGUCCCGGAGGAGGUUACCGGGGGCAAACCAAGCAUGUCUUCUGACGAGCCUCCGCGGCCGUCAUCCUCGCAGGCCCAUACGCCUCCAGCCCACUACGAUAGUCGCGCUUCGUCCCUCGCCCUGCCCUCGACCAGGCUUUCGGAGUCGUCCAGAUCCGAUGCGAGUUCAGGGGACAGGGUGUAUGGAGGCAGCACAACGUCCACCCAAACACAACCCUCAGCAACGACCUUCUUCAGAUUUCCGCGCCGAAAACAUAGGCAGCCCGAACCCUUAUUCCCAAUCUCUCAUCUCCAGCCGAGGAGCAAACCUUCCUUCACGGAGGACGCAACGGCUUCUAGCUCGUCAUCCGCUGUGCCGAUGUCUGCCGCCCCGGAUCGGUCGCUCACCCCGACACCGUCGAGCACGCGCACAAGGAAUGGUGUCACAACUCCGCCUCCCCAGAACCAGGCCGUCGCUAUGCUUUCGAAAACCGCCGCGUCUCCGGCAACCGCACUGUUUCGACCCAGUUCGAGGCAGUCUGGGCAGUCCUCGCCGACCCGAAGUUUUGCCCACAGGAGAGGCCGGUCUUCCACGAUGAGCUCUCUAGGAAGAAAUUCACCCAGGGAGUCUGUCGAUGAACAUUUGGCUCCUCCCACGACUAGAACAUCGAUUUCCACAGGCCGCAGGAGCUUUGGCGAUCUUCUGGGCCUGAGCCGACUCAGGCAAAACUCCGACAUGAUGGCAACCCGGCAAGGUUCACUAAGUCCUGCCACGCCCUGUUCCAGCGCCUCAAAGAACAAUUCUCUUCAACUGCCUAGGGACUCCAUCGUUCUACCAGAACGCCGUGAAGACGACACACCGGCUAAGUAUCUGGAGCGUCUGUUGGAAGUCGCCAGCCGCAGUGUAGUGGCGGCAGCCCUCUCCAAAAGUACCGAGCCGUUCCUACAAUCGGUGCUCCGGAGUUAUAUGCGGGGAUUCAUGUUCUUCGGCGAUCCUAUGGACAUGGCUCUCAGGAAGCUGCUCAUGGAAGCAGAGCUUCCGAAAGAGACCCAACAGAUCGACCGCUUCCUACAGGCGUUUGCAAACCGUUAUCACGAAUGCAACCCCGGGAUUUACUCUUCCCCGGAUCAAGCCUAUUUCAUUGCCUUUUCCCUCCUGAUCCUCCACACGGACGUGUUCAACAAGAACAACAAGCACAAAAUGCAAAAAGCCGACUACUUGAAAAAUACUCAAGGGGAGGGCAUCGCCAAUGAGAUACUGGAAGUGUUUUACGACAAUAUCACUUACACGCCAUUCAUCCAUGUCGAAGACGAUUUGGACAUCCACGGUGAUCGGAUCGUUGGACAUAAGGCGCGGAAGAAGCCACUAUUUCUCAAUGGCGGCCCCGAUCCGGCAAAGAGGGUCUCGAAGGAGCCGGUCGACCCGUACACGCUCAUCCUCGAUAACAAGUUAGACCUGUUGAGGCCCAAUCUGAAAGAGGUAAUGCAACUGGAUGACCCUUACAGCUAUCUCGGAACAGCCAAGACCUUGAACAUAAAGGAGCUCCAAAGAACCUUCUUCAAGACUGGGGUGUUGCAGAUAGUUUCGGCGAGAUCUCGGCCCGAUGCCUUCAUGACCGAGAAGACGGCCACCAACCCGGACGAAGCUCAUCCGGGUAUCGUGGAUAUCAAGAUCACCAAGGUCGGCUUGUUAUGGAGAAAGGAGGCGAAGAAGAAGAAGACAAGAUCUCCCUGGCAGGAGUGGGGCGCAAUACUCACCAGUGCCCAAUUAUACUUUUUCCGCAACACCGCAUGGAUCAAGCACCUGAUGCACCAACAGAAAGACCACCUUAGGAAGGGCCAUGAUGGGGAUCCGUGUAUCUUCAAACCGCCACUUGACCAGUUUAAGCCUGAUGCUCUGAUGUCAACCGAUGGUGCAGUGGCCUUGAUGGACUCGACUUACACCAAGCACAAACACGCCUUUUUGUAUGUCAGGCAUGGCAACGUUGAAGAAGUCCUCUUGGCCGAGGAUGACGAUGACAUGAAUGACUGGCUCGCGAAACUCAACUAUGCCGCUGCCUUCAGAACCACAGGGGUCCGAAUGCGCGGCGUCAUUGGAGGGAAUUACGAUGGACAAGGGCGGCGAGCCAUCAGGCGACUGGAGGGCGACAACGUCCAAGUCAUUCAGACGCCUUCGGGUGAGGUGACGGUCUCGCGCAGCCGGAUAGAUCACAAGAUGGCGCAGGACAUGAUAACGUCCCGGAGGACUCUCAUGUUCCAAAAGAUUGCCGACGCCAACGAGAAGUUAAAGGAAGCUGAGGCAACUCUUGAGUCUCAACUUAGGAAUUCGAGGCAUCUGCAGAUCCUGGCCCCGGUGUCACCUAAGACUCGCGACCAAAUGUUACUGUCCGCUGCCAGAAUGGCGGCCAAGGUGAAAUGGACACGGAUGGAGAUUUGGAAAUUAAGGUGCCACCGCGACAUUUUGCAGAUGGAUCUCGACGAAGAGCGUCAGCUUCUCGGCCUACCCGUGGACCCGGCCGUUGAGUCCCCCGCGAAGUCUAUAAUAACCCGGGAGGAGUUCUCCGUGGGUCAGGUUUCAGGGGUUCAGAAGGGUUCACUAUCUCCCGGUCAACUUUCCCAGACAGAUGCAUCAGCCACACAUGCAAAGUCUGACGGUGACUCUUCGCCCGUGACGGAGGUUUUCCAAACGCCCCCUACAAGCGCAACAACAGCUGGCCCCAGUGCGCACGAGAGCGCAUGGGGAGUACCGGGCCUGUCGAUUGACCGUGAUAGUCUGAGAAAGGGGUCUGUCUCCACAGCAGUUUCGUCGAAAGGGUCGAUUCCAGUAACACCGCCGAGGAAUGGGGCCGGUUCUUCUCCCUCUCCGGAGAAGCCCCAGUUCGAAGAACCAGAAGAUGAGGAUGCGGAUGAGCGUGACUUGUUGGCACAGGCCGGUCUGCUCGAGCCCGAAGUUUCAAGAACUUCCGAACCAAAAGGCUCCAACGGUGGGUUGGAUGCGGGAGAAACACCCGAACGGCGCGAGCGCGGUUCCAGCGGCACUCCGGCAGACCGGCUUGAACGAAGUAAGAUUCGUCGCAGCCUGCAACGCACACUCCGGGAAGGUGCCGGACACAUAUCCCAUCACCGCCACCGCAAGGGCAGAGACUCAGUCCCCGGGUCAGACGACACCACUCGCGACACUCCUGAUGUCCUGCCACGAGGUACCGGCUCUUUUGUGGUGCACGGGAAGAAGGCGUCGGUGAUCACCUUUGGCGAUGAGCUGCAAAUCCAGGGCCUUUCGCACCGAAUGCAGCGGGAGGACUCGGCCAGCAGCCGCCCGGGUCCGUCAGAGACUGUUGACUACCAAUCCAUUCUCACUCUGCAGUCGACCUCAGACCGCGAGCACCGAGAGUCUGCGGCCAGCGCUAGCACUGCCACGGCGAGGAGUUUCAGGGAGCUACACCGAAAGUUCUCGUCUGCCCGGGCAACCGGCGGAGGCAUGCCUGGCCACUUGGCGCUGCCGUCGGAUGAGGAGAGCGAUGUCGCGAUUAGUUUCUCGGAGGGCAGGCGCACACCGCUACCGCCUAUUGACGGUGACGAGGAACGGGAAGAGGCGCUGGUUCAGGAACCCACCGCUGCUCCAGUGGACAGCGGCGAGAGUGUGAGCGAGCCCGUGGAAUAUCUCGAUCUAAGCCCACCGCCCAGCCGCGAGGGCCGCGGGACCGUGUUUUUCACCCCUGAGCCACCUGCAUCGCCUGUCGAGGCGACGCCUGGGGAAAACAUUGCUGACCACGUGGCGGAUGCGGAUCGGGAUCCGGAUCGGGAUCCGGGCAGGCGCGUGCCGGAAGGGGACGGGGAGAGGCUGCCGAGUCCACCUCUGCAGGCCGUUAGUGCAUGA